AUGCCCGCCGCUCAGCCCACCGCAAAGCAGCAGUCGCAGCAGCGCAAGGCGCCUCGCCGCCACUGCGACGGCGGCCAGCCCAGCUGUGAAAAAUGCAAGGCAAAGGGGAGGGAGUGCAAGUACUCCCAGGAUGAGGACAAGAGGAGAGUCUCGCUGCGCAAUGCCAUCGAGAUCCUCUCUGCCCGAGUGGACCAGUUGAGCCAGCACAUUCUCAACAACGGCCUCCAGCUCCCGCCCAUGGACCCCGAGGCUGCCGCGAGCCUCGGACGCAUCCUCGACGUCUUGCGCCUGCCCGCUGCAAACUCUUCAGCCAUAAAGGCUGCGACCUUCGCCGCGCCCAAUCAACCCGCAGACCAUGGUCCCACCGGCCUGGACUUCGCCCCCGCCGGCUUUGACUGGAACUUCCUCGACGGCCAAUCGUGGAGCGCUCAGUUCAACCCUCCUGCCAACGUCAGCCAAGGUUUCAACACCGGCGUAGAUCCUGCCGCAGUGUCCAGGCCGUCUGUCUCAGAUUCCGCUCAGCCGACGAGCCAAGCGUUUACCACUCCUCCCGCGAGUCAGCCGUUUGCGUCGCCGCCUACUCAGGCCUACACUUCGCCGCCCGCCGCCCAGCCGCUGACUACCCCUUCAACCACCCAGCCCUACACUUCUCCGUCGCAGGCCCAGGCUGUCCCCACCAUCGAGCAACAUCCAGGCCUGACCGACAGCUCCGCCGACGAUGCUGACGACGACAGCGACGAUGAGCUGAUCAAGCAGAUUUCUACCCGCAUGGGCUCUUUGCAGCUUGCACCAGACGGCCACUUGCGUUACUAUGGAGCCACUUCAAACAUUCUCUGUGACUUCCCGGACACUGACCACCACCAGACCAGGCGAUCCGUCCGCAAGGAAGGCCGGGAUGUCUUGGAAGCGAACAAUCUGGACAAGGCCGUAGACCCGGCCAUCGAGGAGCAUCUCAUCAAUCUCUAUUUCGCAUGGCAGGAUCCCUUCUUCCACGUCGUCGACGAAAAGAUGUACCGGGUUGGCAGGGAAGAAUGGCGUGUUCAGAAGAGGGAUGUUGGCUACUAUUCCGAGGUGCUGACCAACGCCAUGUGCGCUGCUGGUGGCGCCUUUGACGCCCGCUAUCACCCCAAUUUCGUGACAUGGCCCAAAUCUCUCGCCGACUACUUUGCAGAUCGGGCCAAAGCUCUGCUGGAACUCGAGAUGGACAGUCCUUGUCUGGCUACCGUGCAGGCCCUGGUCAUCUUGGGAGGCCAUGAAAUGGCAUGCAAGAGGGAUGCGCGUGGCUGGCUUUACAGUGGCAUGGCCAUGCGGCUUGCGUUUGACCUUGGUCUUCAUUUGGAUAUGACGGACUAUGUCAGGAAGGGAAAGAUCUCUGCGGUGGAAGCCGACAUCCGUCGAGCGACGUUCUGGGGCACCUACAUUGUGGACCACCUUUCCGGAUUCUAUUAUGGCAGGCCUGUCAGGAUUAAUAACGGUGACAUCUCCGUGACGAAGCCCUCGACAGAGCAGGCCAAUGUCAUCAUGAGCGCGUGGGUACCGUAUGGCUCCCAUUCCCCCAUGGCAUCGGAUCCCACCUUGUGCUACCAGGUCCCCUUGGAAUUGGUCAGCAAAGCAUCCGUGGAGCUCUGCGAGACCAUGGAGCCCCUGGGCCACGUUCUUUACGGAGUCUCCAAUAUCUCUAGACAGGAACUCCACGUUCUUUCCUACCGGGUGACGGGCGAAAUGCUCGAUUGGAAGGCGAACUUGCCACCUCCCCUGCAGGUCAACUACCAUGAUACCCAAACCGCCUACCUACCCCAUGUCUUAAUGCUCCAUAUGCUCUAUCAUCAGAUGAUGAUCUACAUCCACCGGCCAUAUGUCUCAAAAACUUACAUCCAGCCAAUGCCGCCACAGGGUCCCGGCCACAUGCACGCUCAGCAAAUGUGCAUUGAGUCGUCGACCGCCAUCGUUGAUCUUCUUCGUCUGUAUGAGCAGCGCUAUACAUUCCGCCGCAUGAACAUCCAUGCCGUCUCUGUCAUUUUCACAACUUCACUCAUCCUGAUCUUCAUCAUCUGCUCCAAACAGCGAGGAAGCACGCCUCCGCUACCCGGCGCAAGCCCAAACGGCACAAAGCAACGCGGCAAGAGCCUUGCCAACACGCCGGCAGAAAACGCCAUCGCCCAGCUCAGCGUCUGCUUCCGCGCCUUGGAGGAUCUCACCCAAUCGUACGACUCGGCCCGCCGGACCCGCGAAUUCCUCGUCGCUCUGCAGCAGCGUUGGCAACAGCAAGCCCAACGCUGGCACCGCGGCAACAGCGCCGGCGGCUCCAAGCGCCAAUUGAAGGACCGGCCGCAACCCGCAAGCCAGCACGAGACGAAGCGACCCCGCGGGAGCACGUACGGCGCCAGUUCCCUGAGUAACGCGGGCGGGCCUGGCGGCGAUGGCGGUGCCGCUGCCCAGCAACAGCAGUCUUUGAACUCGGGACAGCAGCAAAAUCAGUCAGGUGGCGUGGGUGCCGGAGCGGGCGGCGGCAACGGCGAGUUUGACAUCGACUGGAGCGGCUUCGGCGCCGCCGCCCGCGAAGGACACAACAGUCCGGACAGCCUGGGCGACGACAUCCUCGCUCAGCUCUAUUCGAUCAACCCUGCUGGGGUUGCGUUCCCUUGA
Molecule: messenger RNA, 2646 nt
Organism: Diplodia corticola
Lineage: Eukaryota; Fungi; Ascomycota; Dothideomycetes; Botryosphaeriales; Botryosphaeriaceae
Product: fungal specific transcription factor
Exons: 3
Coding region: 1-2646 (881 amino acids)
Biological process (GO): regulation of DNA-templated transcription; DNA-templated transcription
Molecular function (GO): zinc ion binding; DNA-binding transcription factor activity, RNA polymerase II-specific; DNA binding
Source: RefSeq, a predicted model, not a curated record